Molecule: messenger RNA, 7936 nt
Organism: Podarcis lilfordi (Lilford's wall lizard)
Lineage: Eukaryota; Metazoa; Chordata; Lepidosauria; Squamata; Lacertidae
Source: the annotation of a GenBank genome assembly
GGAUUUCAGAGCAUGAGAAGUCACCCAAAAAUAUAUAAUCUGGCAUUGAAUAUUUAAGGUUACUCCUAUGGCUCCUCCCCCCCCCCAAAUGAAGCAACUCUGGGUGCUCAACACACGUGUCUCCUGCUCUGCAGAGGGGGGGCUGAGUGUGCCUGGCUUUGCCAGGGUUAAAAGGAGCUGAGCUGGAUUCCUAGAGAGGAAAGGCAAUGCAGGGGAGGGGGAGGGGAGCCCGCUGUCUUUCUGCUUUGCACCUCCUGCAACCUGGUGAGUCUCCCUUGUCUUCCGCCAUGGGGUGCAUUGGGGAGAAGCGGGGGGGGGGAUGCCUCAGGGGGUCCUGUUCAGCUCAUGCAGGCGGGGAGCCCCCAACCAGCCCCAUCCUCACCCCAAGGCACAACCACCCAACUGGCCCUGCAAAGGAACUGACAGGCAAUGCAGCUGCUUUAAAACAGGAAUUGAUGGUGUUCUCAAAGGCUGCUGUGGGGAUUAAAGGACAGCAGGGAGACCCCUGGAUGCCCCCUUGAGCCCCUGGGAGAGAAGGGUGGGUGGAAAUGCAAUGAAUGAAGAGAGGGAGCCCAGCCCAUCAUCUGGCUGUGGGAUUUUGGAGCUGAUUCUGAUUCAUCGUCAAGGUCAGCUCCACAUACGUAGCGGGCAUUGCAAUAAUCCUGGAGCAAGGGGUGCCCUGUCCACGUCCUCUCUGUCCCAAAGGGACUGGGGCUAGCAGCCUAGCCCAGCUGGAAAUGGGGCGGUAGAGAAGGGGCAGCAUCUGCGGUGGGGAAAUGACGGGCUCCCUCUGGCUAGUUCCUCCACCUUUGUUCUCACAUGUGGUUCCUAAAAGCUGUCAGCAUUUGACAGUGGCCACACCCCGAAAAUGGCUUUCUCUAGCCAUCUACACCAGGUGUUCAUAGCCCUCAGUGAGUUCGGGACUUCUGUUGCCUCUGGUGGAUUGAGUGAAUGAGACCCAACCGUGGCUUCAACAGUUAAGAAGGCAAUUUCUUCAGGUACUGUAGAGGGAGAUGAGCAGCAGAUUGGGCUCAUCCACCUGGCAAGGUAGCCUGUCAAAGGAAAACUCUGAUCCCAAACCUCUGUUGCCUUGAGGGACAUUUUCAGGAGAAUAAAAGGCUAAGGAGUAAACCCUACAAAAAUCUGGAGUGGAUCUGGCCCUCAGAACAAAGAAAAAGGGACCCCACCCCUGUAAUCUGCCUUGAGAACAUUGGAGCUUCCAAGUGCUAGAAAACGGGACAGAAGCAGGAAAGUAAUGUGUCCUGACGGAGGGGUGGGAAGCAGAGCAAGCCCUGAGCAUCCAUAUUAAACUUGGUACAAAUGACUCACUUAUAUUCCCUGUUCUGAGUUCAUUCCUUGACUGAAAGGCAGGGUCAACCAGGCUGAUUCAUGUCACAGAAACCCCUUCAGUUGCCUCCACUUUUGGCCUGGUCAAGAGGCUUGCUUCUCCUUUUUCUUUCUUAGAGAAAGCUCUGUGGUCCAGUUUAAUCCUGGUUCCUACCAAGACUCAUAUACGUUUACUCAGGAAACCUUUUUCUUCUCCUGAUAGUGUGUCAGAUUUAUGGGGGGGGGGGCAGCGGAAUGCAUUUGCUUUAGGAUUUCCUAGUACCUCUUUUCAGACACACAGAAGAUGGCAGCAGAAGAAAAAAAGAUCCCUUCCAAUCUCUUGGAGGCUUCCUGAGAGCACAGAUGGAUGAGCAAGGCUCAGCUGACCCUGAAGCAGGAAGAGGCCAGGCCAUGGAAACGGGGAGCAGUGCAGGAUUCUGGGAAGGCUCUGUGCAGAAGAUCCUGGGAGAGGAGGACACCCUUCGCUCAGAGGUGCAGAGCCAGCAGUUGAGGCAGUUCUGCUCCCAGGAGGCCAAAGGACCCCGAGAGGUUUGCAGCCGACUCCACCACCUUUGCCACCAGUGGCUGAAGCCAGAAAGGCACACGAAAGCUGAGAUGCUGGACCUGGUGAUCUUGGAGCAGUUCCUGGCUGUCCUUCCAGCGGAGAUGGAGAGCUGGGUGAGGGAAUGCGGAGCAGAGACCAGUUCCCAGGCAGUGGCCCUGGCCGAAGGUUUCCUCCUGAGUCAGGCGGAGGAGAGGAAGCAGGCGGAGAAGCAGGUGAGACAGACUUUCCUCUGGAUGCUCCCAAGGGGCUCCAAACAGGAGGGAGAACAUCCCCAAAUGCUCUACUAAUGGCCCCUCUUUUUUGGAAAGCAUCCAGAUAAUAAUAUGGGCUACUUCUAAAGUUUUUGCCUCUGUCAUUCCUUUUCUAUGACUCUAACACUUCUCCCCAUUCUCUGUUUGGAAUCAUUUUUGUUCUUUAAGGGAAAAAAUCUGCUUGCAGGAAUGGGCCCAGAUUACCCUGAGGAAGAAAGGACUCCACUCAGCGCAAGAGAGAGGCCAUUGGGUAAGGAGGAAGGAGUCCUUUGGUCCCAUUGUGUUGGUUUUCAAAUUAAUCCAUGGUUUCUUUUUAUCUUUUGUGGAAGAUAUUUGGGACCAAGAGCCCCAAGGAGGGGAGACGUACUUUUCCAUUAUUAAAAUACGCAUUAGCUACAAAUGACAAAAUGUACUCGGCUCGUGAGGUAAUGGCCUGGAUGAGAGCCAACAAACUGAAGCUCAGUCCACAUAAGACUAAGGCACUGUUAGUGGGGGGUUCCUCAGACUGGCUUAGGGUUGCCUGCUCUUUACGGGUAACAUUCCUCUGAAGAAGCAGGUAUGUAGUUUGGGAAUACUUCUGGAUCCGCUUCCGUCCCUUGAGACUCAGGUGGCCUCUGUCUUUUGGAGCAUCAGCUUCGGCUGGUGGCCUGGCUGUGCCUCUAUCUGGACAGGGACAGAUAACUUAUUUUGUCUAACUCUAGUUUAGAUUACUGCAACACAUUCUACCUAGGGCUGCCUCUGAAGUCGGUUUGGAAGCUUCAGCUGUGCAGCAUUCGGCACCCGGCUCACUCACUGGGACAAGACUGAUUGGGCAUAAGAACUGAUCCUGGCCUGACGGCACUAACUCCACAUUAGCUUAUGGGCCCAAUCCAAAGUGCUGGUGCUGACCUAAAAUAAUAAUAAUAAAUAAUAAUAAAUUAUUUGUAUCCCGCCCAUCUGGCUGGGCUUCCCCAGCCACUCUGGGCGGCUUCCACAGAGACCAAAAAUACGCUAAAAUGUCACACAUUAAAAAUUCCCUGAACAGGGCUGCCUUAAGAUGUCUUCUGAAUGUCAGGUAGUUGUUUAUCUCUUUGACAUCUGAAGGGAGGGCGUUCUACAGGGCGGGCGCCACUACCAAGAAGGGCUUUAAAGGUCAACACCAACACUUUGACUUGUGCUCGGAAUCGUACUGGGAGCCAAUGUAGGACUUUCCAGACCAGUGUUAUGUGGUCUCGGCGGCCGCCCCCCGUCACCAGUCUAGCUGCCGCAUUCUGGGUUAGUUGUAGUUUCUGUGUCACCUUCAAAGGUAGCCCCAUGUAGAGCGCAUUGCAGUAGUCCAAGCGGGAGAUAACUAGAACAUGCACCACUCUGGCGAGACAGUCCGCAGGCAGAUAGGGUCUCAGCCUGCGUACCAGGUGAAGUUGGUAGACAGCUGCCCUGGAUACAGAAUUGACCUGCGCCUCCAUGGACAGCUGUGAGUCCAAAAUGACUCCCAGGCUGCGCACCUGGUCCUUCAGGGGCACAGUUACCCCAUUCAGGACCAGGGAGUCCUCUACACCAGCCCGCCCCCUGUCCCCCAAAAACAGUACUUCUGUCUUGUCAGGAUUCAACCUCAAUCCAUUAGCCGCCAUCCAUCCUCCAACCGCCUCCAGGCACUCACACAGGACCUUCACCACCUUCACUGGUUCUGAUUUAAAGGAGAGGUAGAGCUGGGUGUCAUCUGCGUACUGAUGAACACCCAGCCCAAACCCCCUGAUGAUCUCUCCCAGUGGCUUCAUAUAGAUAUUAAAAAGCAUGGGGGAGAGGACGGAACCCUGAGGCACCCCACAAGUGAGAGCCCAGGGGUCAGAACACUCAUCCCCCACCACCACUUUCUGGACACGGCCCAGGAGAAAGGAGCGGAACCACUGUAUGACAGUGCCCCCAGCUCCCAGCCCCUCAAGACGGUCCAGAAGGAUGUUAUGGUCGAUUGUAUCAAAGGCCGCUGAGAGAUCCAGCAGAACUAGGAAACAGCUCUCACCUUUGUCCCUAGCCCGCCAAAGAUCAUCAGCCAGAGCGACCAAGGCAGUUUCAGUCCCAUGAUGAGGCCUGAAACAUUAAAUGGCUCUUGACUUCAAUAUUUCAAGGACCACUUUUCCCCAUAUAAGCCACCCCAGACCUGAGAUCAUCAUCUGAGCCGUUCUUCAUGUGCUCCCGCCAUGUGAGGUCUGGAGCGUGGCAACACGAGAACAGACCUUUUCUGUACUUUUCUGUUCCCCAUUUUAUGGAAUGCACUUCCCAGGGAGGUUUCCCUGGUACCUUCAUGAUACAUAUUUAGGCAUUAGGCGAAAACGUUCCUAUUCAACCAGGCCUUGGGCUGAUUAAUAUUCUAUGUAGAGCCUUUUAAUUUGUGACUGCAGGAAGAGGGGGUAUUGCUUCACUGUUGGUUUUACAGUGGUACCUCAGGUUACAGACGUUACAGGUUACAGACUCCGCUAACCCAGAAAUAGUACCUCGGGUUAAGAACUUUGCUUCAGGAUGAGAACGGAAAUCAUGUGGCAGCAGCAGGAGGCCCCAUUAGCUGGCGUGGUACCUCAGGUUAAGAACAGUUUCAGGUUAAGAAUGGACCUCCAGAAGGAAUUCAGUUCUUAACCUGAGGUACCACAGUAAUUAUUUAUUGUAUUUUUAUCUUGUAUUUUAUUCUGUGAACUGCCCUGAGACCUUAUGAUGAAGGGCGGAAUAUAAAUUUAAUAAAUAAAUAAUAAUAAGUCUGGUGCUAGAGAAGCAGUGCUUCACCUCUGAGAGAAACACCAGGCACUCCUGUCUCCCCACUUACCUUUGUCUCUUGCAGGUGACAGAAUGAUGCCGUCAAAACUUCCCAAUCCAUCUUUUCUUGGUGGUGGAGGGGAAACAGCGACUGUGGAACCAGAUCAGGUAGGGGGAAGGAGCCUUGGGGGGAAAGAGGCGGAGGAGUGGGGCAGCCAGGGCAUCUCUGGGCACAAAUGAAUCCCUUCCUCUUUGCUUCCGUCAAAUCUGCCCUUAAGGAAGGCUGAAAAUGCCAUUCCAUCAUGUUUAUCUGCUGAGAGUAAUGAACAGCCACCUCACCUUAACUCUCCUCCUGAAUGUCGCUAGCUUUAUUUAUCAGUUGUUGCAGUUCUAGUUCUAUGGUUAUUGGUCAAUGCUAAAAUAGGCUUUAAAUCAGCUAAGAAACUUUAGUGGUGAGAAUUCGCCUGCCAAGCCCCUCCAGUUGAGGGCUCCCCCCUCUUCUCCAUCUCCCCAAGCCCCCGUGCAACAGAACAAUGUGUGCUAGAUAAUCUUUAUGCUUUCUGAAAGGGAGACCUUUUCUUUCAGAGUCUAGUGUGCUUUGAGGAUAUAGCUGUGUAUUUCACGGAGGAGGAGUGGGCGUUGCUGGAUCCUGACCAGAGAGCUCUGCAUCAGGAAGUCAUGGAGGAGAAUCGUGCGAUCAUGGCCUCUCUCGGUAAGGCUCCCUGUUGGAUCAUAAUAUCUGUUUGAAAUUCUUUACAUUACCGUAUUUUUUGCCCUAUAGGGCGCACUGGCCCAUAGGGCGCACCUAGUUUUCAGGGGAGGAAAUCAAGGAAAAAAUAUGACACACACACACACACACCCCCGCAGCUCUGGGAGCAGCAGACAGGCUGCACGCAGCCUGUGCGCUACUCCAAGACCUUCUCCCUGCUUUUGCGGGAGGUGGUGGAAUUCUCCCUCCUCCCGCAAAAGCCCACAGGAGCCACGCACGACUCCUGCGGGCUUUUCGACCAGGAGGGAGAAGGGACUGAAACGGCCAGUCAGUCCCUUCUCCCUCCUCGGGGAAAAGCCCCCAAGAGCGGCGCGCUCUUUAAAGGCUGCGCGGCUCCUGCAGGCUUUUCGACCCAGCUUGUGGAGCUGGCGGUGGGGGGAAGCGCUGCUUUCCCCCACUGCCAGCCUCCAAACCAGGUCGUAGAGUAGCGCAAAGCGUUGCGCGCCUUCCCGCUGCCCCCCGAUCCUCUGGGGCUGGCGAUGGGGGGAAGCGCUGCUUUCCCCCCCCCCCAGCCUCCAAGAGCAGACUCUCCUGGCUUCAGCAAAAGCAACGCGACUCCGGAGCGCAGGCUUCGGAGGCUUCGCGUUGCUAUGGCUGAAGCCAGGGAGCCUGCAUUUGCCCCAUAGGACGCACACACAUUUCCCCUUCAUGUUUGGAGGGGAAAAGUGCAUCCUAUAGGGCGAAAAAUACGGUAAUCUGUGUGCCGAAUCUCCCAGAUUCUGAUGGAGCUUAACAGCGCCACCUACAGCAUCUGGGAUUCUAACACCCCCACAGCUCACAUUGAAUCAGGUGCUCUGCCUUGCGCCUGCGAUUGCACAUAGCGGGGCGUGCUGAUGUAUCAUAUGGGGCCACUGCAGAAGUUUGGAGGGGCCCAGACCCUUCAUUGAAAAUUGGGGGAAGCCUUGACCACCAUGGCCCCACAUAGAUGGCACACCUGCCUUGAAUGGAGGGCUAUCUACUGUUUUGUCUGCAGACAUUUUUCUCUGGUUAUAGCUUUUUAAACUAUGAUCAGGCUGUCAGCAUUUUUCCUCUUGAUUCUAUUGCAAUUUCAUUGACCAGAAAUAUGACUGACAUUUGAGGUGGAGCGGAUUCUGUGAUUGGGCCAAACAAAAUCACAGGUUCUCAUAAAUAUGUUUGUGAGCACUAGUCAACAAAGGCAGUGUACACUGUAGGAAGACUUCACACUUAAUUCCCUUCCAUUCUUCCACUAUCAAUGUUACUAUCAGUAUUAAUUAGAAUUGUUCAAUCAUUUGGGUCUCCCAUUUCUUCCUGAGGCUCUAAUCCAAUUCUCUCUCCAUUGUAGGUGAUGAAUUUGAAAUGAAGAACAUGGGAGACCAUGACAAUAUCCACAUACUGGAGAAGUCAUACAGAUAUUCAGAGUCCAGAGAGAACCUGACCCAGAGCUCCCAUUCCACUUUCCAUCAAAGGAAUUCCAUUGGGAAGAAAGCAUAUCAGUGCUUGAAAUGUGGAAUAAGUUUCAGUAAGAAGGCUCAUUUCACUUACCAUCAAAUAAUUCAUACAGUCAAAAAACCCUAUCAGUGCUUGAAAUGUGGAAAGUGCUUCAGUCAUAGCUCCGAUCUCACUUCCCAUCAAAGAAUUCAUACAGGGGAGAAACCCUAUCAGUGCAUGGAAUGCGGAAAGAGCUUCAGUCGGAAAGAUCAUCUCACUUCCCAUCAAAGAAUUCAUAAAAGGGAGAAACAACACCAUUGCUGGGAAUGCGGAAAGAGCUUCAGUCAUAGCUCCGAUCUCACUUCCCAUCAAAGAAUUCACAAAGGCGAGAAACCCUAUCAGUGCUUGGAAUGCGGAAAGAGUUUCAAUCGGAAAGAUUAUUUCACUUCCCAUCAAAGAAUUCACACAGGCGAGAAACCCUAUCAGUGCUUGGAAUGUGGAAAGAGCUUCAUUCACAGGGCAAGUCUCACUCACCAUCAAAAAACUCAUAGUGGGAGAAGCUAUAUCAGUGCUUGGAAUGUGGAAAGAGCUUCAUUCACAGGACAAGUCUCACUCCCCAUCAAAGAAUUCAUACAGGGGAGAAGCCAUAUCAGUGUUUGGAAUGUGGAAAGAGUUUCAGCUACAGAGUCAGUCUCACUUCACAUCAAAGAACUCAUAGUGGGGAGAAACCAUAUAAUUGCUUGGUGUGCGGCAAGACCUUCCGUGACAGCUGCCAUCUCACGUCCCAUCAUAGAAUUCAUACAGGGGAGAAACCAUAUCAGUGCUUGGAAUGUGGAAAGAGCUUCAGGCAGAGGUCCAGUCUCACUUGCCAUCAAAGAACUCAUAGUGGGGAGAAACCAUAUCAGUGCUUGA